CAAAGAGAGACAAAAAGAUCACAGAGACACAGAAUGACCACACAAAGUGGCUAAACUAUAACAAAGAUGCACAAAACAACCUCAUCAUUUAUAAUCCCAUUGUGUCUUGUGCUCUCUACCUGGGUGGGGGGCCUUUUACAUGUCUCUGCCCAGGGGCUCAUUGUGUCAUCAUCUGUCCAUGUUUGUACUUUUGACUUUUCAUCAAAUAACAAGGUAUUUACAUGCCGAUCCGAUCUUGUGUUUCAACUGUGAGUCACUUCACAUUGUCUGUGGGGAAAAUGAAUGUAAAAAAAAAAAAACAGUAUUGAAUGACAGUGCCCCCUGUCUUCUCCUUACUGUCCAAUCACCAAACAGCUUUGAGUUUCUAGUUACUUCAGGAACUGUUGCUAUGGAGCUGAUACCAACACUUCAUACAAAGUUUUCACUCUGGAUGUCCACAGACAAAUAAUACUCUGAGGAGGGAUUUACCUGAUUCACAGAGAUAGCAGCAGAUAGUGAGUAUUUUUCCUAGAAAGAAAGUGCAUGUCGAGGAAUGCAGGUCCAGUCUGUUCCCCUCGGCUCUGUCACUAUCGGACCGCUGUCUUGGCGCGAUGGGACGGUCCGCUCCAUCCAGCGAGCAGAGCGCCUGGUGCGGCAGACUCGAGCCGGGCGGUCCGUGACUUGCAGCCGGCCCCGGAGCAGCAGCGCCGCCGCCGGUUUCACCCCAAAGCGCGCAAACGGUACAGCGGAAACAGGAGAAGAUAAGAUCACAGAGGAGGAAUGCAGAGAGAGUCGUGACUGCAUCUGCAAAAAUAAGAUGUUAAGACCUCAGACUACAGGAGGGAUGUUCCCCAGUGGGACCCAGAGAAUGUCUGUGGCUCCUUUCCUGCCUACCAGCUUGCGUGAGCAGUGUGCCGGGGCCAGCACUGCCGUGGCCAGUGAGUACAUGCGGAGGGUGCGGGAGGUGGAGGGCCAGCUGCGCAGGCAGGCCGGCAGGGUGACCCAGGAGGGUGUCAAGCUGGAGAGGGAGAGGGGUCACCUGGAGAGGAUGCUGCGCAGCCUCAGGACUGAUCUGACCGUCAACAGGAGGAGCUCAGAGGGGAGGACCAGGAGGCCGUCCACCGCUGAGACGGAGAGAGAUGGUGCUGAUUACUUGCUGUUGUUUGAGAGGAGAGAGCUGGCUGAGUUGAAACAAGAUCUGGAGGGAGCACUGAGAAACACACUGACCCAGCUACAGGCCCUGGGUCAGAGCAGCAGACAGCUGCUGGACUGUGCCAGUGAGAGGGCUCGUGUCCUGGAGCUGCUGCCUCAUAGCAGCUCUGCCGGAGGACAAAGCAGCGCUGUUCAGACCUUCACUAAAGCAGACCCAGUCAGUCCCUUUACACCAGAAUGUAAACAGGUUUUAGAGUCAUCCACUUUGACAGUCAACCAGUCACAGCUACUUAGGGAAGACAUCAGGCAGAUGCUAACCAGCGCCAUCACCAGGCAGAAAGCUGCCCACUGUGCCGUCAACGAUGGCCUGGUGAAGAAAAUUGCAGAGACAAUCAGCCUACAGCAAAACCUGACUUUGAUGUCUGCAGCCACCAGGCAGGCCAUGUUUCGCAAGCAGAGGGAAAUAAACUGUAUUCGUCACAGCCAUGACAGAGCGCAGGGUCCAGAGUACAGUGGUGAUAAACUGUCCAGAGAGAAACUCAACAGGCCUCUGGUGCAGGUUUAUCAGAGACACCCGGGGACACAGUUACCUGAGGCUGCUCAUCUCAUACAGGGCAGCGCAGUGCUGAGGCAAUGUCUAAUGUCCUCCGAGGGUGAGCUGGCGAGGCUGCAACGCGCCUGUCUGCAGCUGCUGGACGAUCUGCACGGCAAGAGAGCAGCAGCUCAGGUGGAUGCAGGCGUCAUCCGCAUGAGGCGCCAGCAGGUUGACAAGCGGGCCCUGCCAUCUUUUCUCCAGCAGGGGGCAUCUUGAAGCCAACUUCCUUUAUGUUGAGUGGAGCUGCAGCAAGCAUGCAA
Molecule: messenger RNA, 1986 nt
Organism: Lates calcarifer (barramundi perch)
Lineage: Eukaryota; Metazoa; Chordata; Actinopteri; Centropomidae
Gene: tektl1
Product: coiled-coil domain containing 105
Exons: 8
Coding region: 533-1942 (469 amino acids)
Source: RefSeq, a predicted model, not a curated record